CGGAACAUCCGCUGACUAAGACCGUGAAGGCUCACGCUGGUGCACGAAAGUGAGGCUUAUCCUGAGUCGCAUCUCGUCUGUUCACCACACAAUCGCUAAUAUAAUCGAAAAUGGAGCACAAAACUACUAGAAAGAAGCAAGCGAGACGAGGAAAGGAGUGUGCGGCCUCUGAAUGUACGAAUACAGAAUAUUUACGCACUGGAAAAUCGUCUGGCUUGCGAUUUUUUCACUUCCCGAAAAAGCGUUCAUUAAUACAGCGAUGGUGCAACCUUAUCAAGAGACACAACGGUCGAGAUAGGUUCGUAGUUACUUCAAAUACUGUUAUUUGCGAACAGAAUUUUCCUGCUAGUGACAUCUUCAAACGUCCAGGAGGAAGUAGAAGUAGAUUACGUGAUGGAGCUGAACCAUCGAUAUUUCGGUGGACGUCUGGUAUCUGUAAACAGAAAAGAGCGUCACCAAAACUACGAAUCCCAAUGUCAGUCAAUUCGACAGACACCACAACUUCAAAAGUGACAACAACCGAACCAACAACCACCACAACUUCAAAGGGGACAACAACCGAACCAACAACCACCACAUCAACAUGUAAUACGACUGUAAAUAUGGGCUACGAAACCUUUCAGAAUUCGAAUGAACCGGAGGACCAGGAAGUGUUUCAUGUUGAAGCAAUUCAUUCAGAAUGCUUGCCUUCACUUAUGUGUGAUGUGUCAACCCAAACUGAUAUCUCAUGGCCUCUGCUGUCCAACUGUGCACCUAUUUCUCAUGACCAUAACUAUGCAUUUGAACUGAAUAAGUCACCAAACAACAGCACUGAGUACAUAUUGACUAUGGAAGAAAGGUUACAAGUACAGACUGAGAUGGUUGAUAAUCUACAAAAGAAAGUUGGCAACCUACAACAAGAACUAGAGGAGUACAAAGAUCGUGAAUUUAAACUGGAUAAUUUUAAAGAUGACAAUGAUGCAAUUACAUUUUACACUGGCUUUCCAAGCUAUGAGACUUUAAUAGGAUUUUAUGAAUAUUUCAAAGAAAAACUUGCAAAGCUGCAAUACUGGAAUAAAUGCAAUGCACCAGAUUCAUAUGCGUAUCAAGAAGAGGGAAGAAGAAAGCCUGGGCCAAAGCGAAAACUUUCACCACUUACUGAAUUUUUUAUGGUUUUGGUAAGAUUGAAAGUUGGUCUCUUUGUUAAGGAUAUUGCAAGUAGGUUUGGAAUAUCUCCUGGACAAUUUUCCAGAAUAUUUUGUACCUGGGUGAACUUUCUAAAGCUAGAAUUGCAGUUGGUAUUUCCCUUUCCUGCACAGUAUCUUGUAAGGAAGAACAUGCCUGAUCAGUUUAGAUUGUAUCCAACUACUCGUAUCAUUCUUGAUUGCACUGAGCUUUAUGUUGAAGUUCCAUCUUCAAUGCUUGCACAGUCACAGACAUGGUCCAACUACAAGCAUCAUAACACUUUCAAAGUAUUAGUAGGAAUAUCACCAAAUGGUCAAGUGACAUUUGUGUCAAAGCUAUGGGGUGGCCGUGUUUCUGACAAGGAAAUCACACAACAAUCAGGAGUGAUGCACUUAUUAGAACCUGGGGACAAUGUAAUGGCUGACAGAGGAUUUGAUAUUGGUGGUAUUUUGCCACCAGGCUGUCACCUGAAUAUCCCACCUUUUAAGGGCAUCAGAGACCAGCUGACAGCUGAUGAAGUCCAGGAAACAGCCCGCAUUGCAUCAGUGAGGAUACAUGUUGAGCGUGCUAUUGGUCGCAUAAAGAACUAUCAUAUUCUAGAAGGUACUUUACCUUUGAGUUUAGCACACGUAGCCGAUCAAAUAUUUUUUGUA
Molecule: messenger RNA, 1817 nt
Organism: Pocillopora damicornis (cauliflower coral)
Lineage: Eukaryota; Metazoa; Cnidaria; Anthozoa; Scleractinia; Pocilloporidae
Source: RefSeq, a predicted model, not a curated record